Molecule: messenger RNA, 739 nt
Organism: Microbotryum saponariae
Lineage: Eukaryota; Fungi; Basidiomycota; Microbotryomycetes; Microbotryales; Microbotryaceae
Source: the annotation of a GenBank genome assembly
AUGGCAGGCGUACUACGAUCACUGACCGCGUCCUUGACACGACUAUCCCUCCACUCGACACCAUCAGCCUCCACUUCCUCCCUGUCCCUGUCCCAGUGCCUCUCCCACUCCCACUCCCCGCGCCCCUCGCCUACCCCAUCCUCCCUCUCCCUCUCCACUUCCCGCUCCUUCUCCACCUCCCCGACCCCGCAAGCCACGCUCAACCAAGUCACCCGCGGAGCGAGGAAAGCCAUCCGUCGACCGACCUCCACGCCCGCGCUCCAAGGCGCCUACCAACGCAAAGGCGUCUGUUCGAAAGUGUACACCGUCAAACCCAAGAAGCCGAAUUCGGCCGUACGCAAAGUCGCCAAAGUCAAACUCUCCAACGGGAGGGCCAUCAUCGCCUACAUCCCCGGCGAAGGUCAUAACUUACAGGAACAUAGCGUCGUACUCGUCAAGGGGGGCAGGACCCAGGAUUUACCGGGGACAAAGUGCGUCGAGGGGCCGCAUCGCUCUGUUAUGAAUGCAUCGACUCAGACAGAGGGCUCCACGUUCAACUCCCCCCGCACAGGUACAAGAUCAUUCGAGGCGCGAUGGACUUGACCGGUGUCGCGGGCAGGAUGAACAGUCGGUCAAAGUAUGGCAGUGAGUCACCGAAGCGCGUUGGCCGCUCGCCUUUCCUCCAUCAUCGGGCACGACUGAACACUGAUCGGGCCUACCUUAUCCGCUUCGGUUUACAGCCAAGAAACCCAAGGCAUGA